UGAAUAAUUCUAUGAUUUACUCCUUAUGAUUUCCUCUAUAGACUUAAAAAAAGUCAUGUCAUCUGCAAUUCAAAACAUCAAUGACAAACUAACAUUAUUCAAUAUGAUUUCCUAAAUUCUCCAUCAUAUUCCCUUUAGGAUUAAAGACCAAAAUGUCAGAUCUUUUCGAAAUUGAAGACGAAUGGCAGAUAUCAUCGAUUGUUUCAAGCCAGGAAACUUCCUAUUCUUCUUAUUCCAAAUUGAAUAUUCAAGCCUCUUCCGAGAAUAAUAUAUUCGAAUAUAAUUGCUCAGAGGAUUACUGUCAAAAUGUUGAUAUUGGCAGAGUUACAGUAAAAAGAAGUCAUAGUAAAAGCCGCCAACGAGGAAGAAAAAAAUUAAUAAAAUAUGAAGAGGAUGAACAAAGUCAUCAAUCAGAUUCUAAAGAAAAACGAAGCAAUUCUCGACAGAGAUCACAGAAAACAACAUCAGGAACGAACAAUAAUGAAGAGGGAAGUCCACGUAUAGCAAUCCAGUUUGACUUGAAUAAACUGCUGGAGGAAAUUUCGAAAGCUGAUAGAAAAACAUGUGCAUUAUGUGGAAAACCAAAGAAACGCACCAAGGAGCAAACAAAUGAAAAUUCAUCUAAAAAAUGUUUCAACUCGAAAGCCCUUAAAAAUGGUAAAUUCUCAUUCUUUCUUAAUGACCAAUUAAAAAUAACAAUAGAAGAUGACGCAUCAUCUCAACGAAACAAAGCUAAGAAAGAUCUCGAAACUCCACAAAAAUCAGAUACUAUACGCAAAAACAACGACCAGAGAAAAGCAUCGACUUACACCAAUUUAUCUGACGCAUAUGCUGUUGAAACAGUGAGCAAGAUACCCUGUCCUUCUUCAUGUCCUAUGGUAAAACUUCAGCGUCUCAUCAAUCCAGAUGAUUCGAAAAUCCUGAGUUGUAUUACGAAAAAAUCUCAAAUUACCAAUACUCAUAACCCCAAAGAUAAGAAAAACAAAUCGUUGCAAACUUCGAGAACAAAAGAAUGCGGAACAUCUUGCCCAAGAAAAAUCCAAAAACGGAAAAUGAAGAAUACCUUACAACCAGAUGAUAUAAAAGUAACAUGCAAAGGUGAAAACGGAGAUAAAAAUAUAACGCAGGAAAUAGUGAAAGACGGUGACAAUGUUAAGAUCAUAAUCAAAGUGAAGAAACCGAACACCCCAACUGAUUCUCAUAGAAAAUAUUCCACGAGUUCUGCUAAUUUGAAGUCCGAAGAGGAGUUGCCAAAUCUCGAAGAAGACGCAAGCUAUCAAAUGAGAAGUUCCAUUCCCUCUAGGAAGUCAUUCGAUGAUGAAACCGCUUCAAGAUGUUCAACAAAACAAGUGUGCUCUAGGUGGAAUUGCCCGUUCAAAACGGUUAAGAAUGAAAAUUCGACAAUAGAUCAACCGUCCAAAACCGGUAAAGUUUCAACUAUAAACAUAAUUAUGUCUCCAAGAUCAACAGUAGAUAAAAUAUCGAAGAGCCAAGAAACAAUAGAUCGUGGAACGAAUGAAUGUUGGUCCAAACUUGAGGAAUUUAUCGAUAAGAAAAUACAAGAAUUUAGACCAGAUAGCAAAAUGCGGCAUGAUUCCAAUAAAUACAUAAGAUCUAAACGAGCAACAACAAAGAGAAAACAUCCCCUAAAAAAGAAAGUCAUGGUUAAUCGAAGUCUAGCCGUACCAUCAUCAAUGUACCUUAUAAACUAUAAAGAUAGAAGAAGAGACAGCGGUAAUAGUUCCAGUAAAAAUAAAAUAUCUAAAGUGUGUUUUAACGAUGAAGUCGAAAGAAUUCGGGCUAGUGAUAGCAAAACAAAAAGUUGCUCUUCUGAACAAACAUUUCAAGGCAGAUCAGAUUCUGGAAGAAUUCUAGGACGAAAAGGUAACAAGCCAACAGAUAGCCAAAUAAAACUUCUUUGCAGAAUAGAGUCGAUAAAUCUUCACGAAUCAACAAAAUCAGAAGGAGAUAUGUUUAAUAAAAAAUGUAUAUAUCGUCCUAAAUUAGAGGGACCAAAAUCUCUUUGCACCUUCAAUGGAAAUGUUUGCCAAAAAAAUUGCUUAGAAAAUUUUGAUUUUACAACACAUCAGGGUAGGCGCAGGAGUCGUAGUGUGGAGGAAGAAGAAAAAUUAGAAGAAAUAUCUAUUCAAACGGAUUUUGAGCUCGAGCAUCCUCUUCUGUUGAAAAUUUCAGGUGUACCAGUAGAUAGAUCAAAGUUUAAUGUAGCAAAUAUAUCUUCGAGCGAAAUUUCAAGAACUUGCUGUGAAUGUAAUGUAAAUGAAAAUGGGAACAAUGAAAAAGAACCUAAUAGGAAAUUAUCAGGAAAUUUUGGAAAAAGGCAAAGUGUAAAUUUUGAGGAAAUGUCGUUUUCUUCUUUGGAAAAUGAUAUAUCUAAUGGAUCUCAUAAAAGGAAAUCAUCAAAAUCGAAUAUCAAGAAAUCCAAUGACAGCCCAGAUAAAUCAAUUUCAACUUCUGAAGAUCCUACUCUUGAAAACAUACGUUUGAGAAUAUUUUUAGAUGAAGAAAAUUGAUAAGGAGAUGUGAGAUAUUCAGAUAAUGUUAUAGCAAUGUCUGAAAUAAUCAUCCGUCCAGAACGUUGCAUUAUCGAAUGAAAUAAACAAUAUAUUUAAAUCUAUUGUUUCA
This is a messenger RNA of Harmonia axyridis, 2643 nucleotides long. RefSeq lists its product as uncharacterized. Bases 153 to 2531 code for a protein of 792 amino acids. The transcript is spliced from 3 exons. The record is from RefSeq and is a predicted model, not a curated record. Lineage: Eukaryota; Metazoa; Arthropoda; Insecta; Coleoptera; Coccinellidae.